CCCCGCCCCGCACGGCCAGGCGAAGCAGAGCCGGCCGUGCGGUGUGCGUGUGUGUAUGUGUUCUCGGGGCGCCGUCUCAGCCCCUGGAAGAUGGUGGCGGCGGCGGCGGCGGCGGCGGCGGCCACUGAGACGAGGCUGAGGAGCAGGAGGACGGCGGCGGCGACAGCCCCCGCGGGCCGGAACGGCGGGCGGCGCCGGGGCUGGGACGCACUGGGGGCUCAGAGGCCGGGGUCGGGGGCCGGGCUGCGCCUCCUGCGGCGGCUGCUGUUCCCUGCGCUGCCUGUGCUGCUGCUGCCUUGGGCGGUCGAGGCCGCGGCGGUGCUGUCGGGCUCAGCCGCAGCCGAGGCCAAGGAAUGUGACCGGCCCUGUGUCAACGGCGGCCGCUGCAACCCUGUCACCGGCCAGUGCGUCUGCCCCAUCGGCUGGGUGGGCGAGCAGUGCCAGCACUGCGGGGGCCGGUUCAGACUAACUGGAUCUUCUGGGUUUAUAACAGAUGGACCUGGAAAUUAUAAAUACAAAACAAAGUGUACAUGGCUCAUUGAAGGACUGCCAAAUAAGAUAAUGAGACUACGUUUCAAUCAUUUUGCUACAGAGUGUAGUUGGGACCAUUUAUAUAUUUAUGAUGGGGAUUCAAUUUAUGCACCACUGAUUGCUGCUUUUAGCGGCCUCAUUGUUCCUGAGAGAGACAGCAACGAAACUGUACCCGAAGUUGUUGCCACAUCAGGCUAUGCCCUGCUGCAUUUUUUUAGUGAUGCUGCUUAUAAUCUUACUGGAUUUAAUAUUACAUACAAUUUUGACACAUGUCCAAAUAAUUGCUCAGGCCGAGGAGAAUGUAAAAUCAACAGUAGCGCCAAAACUGUUCACUGUGAAUGUUCUGAAAACUGGAAAGGUGAAGCAUGUGACAUUCCAUACUGUAUAAAUAACUGUGGUUUUCCUGAUCGAGGCAUCUGCAAUUCAAGUGUUAUCAGAGAAUGCUCCUGUGCCCCACAGUGGCAGGGUCCUGGAUGUUCAAUUCCUGUACCAGCUAACAGGUCAUUUUGGACUCGAGAGGAAUAUUCUGAUCUAAAACUUGCCAGAGCCUCUCACAAAGCUGUGGUCAAUGGAAAUAUAAUGUGGGUUGUUGGAGGAUAUAUGUUCAACCACUCAGAUUACGACAUGGUGGUUGCGUAUGACCUUGCUUCUAAGGAGUGGCUUAAACUGAACCAUUCUGCCAACAGUGUGGUAGUUAGAUAUGGUCAUUCUCUAGCAGCACACAAGGAUAAACUUUACAUGUAUGGAGGAAAAAUUGAUUCAACAGGGAAUGUAACCAAUGAAUUGAGAGUGUUUCAUAUUCAUAAUGAGUCAUGGACAUUACUGACGCCUAAAGCAAAGGAACAGUAUGCAGUGGUUGGACACUCUGCACAUAUUGUCACAUUGAAAACUGGCCGAGUGGUCAUGCUAGUCGUCUUUGGUCAUUGUCCUCUCUAUGGAUAUAUAAGCAGUGUACAGGAAUAUGACUUGGAAAAGAACACAUGGACUAUAUUACCCACUCAAGGUGCCCUUGUCCAAGGGGGUUAUGGCCAUAGCACUGAUUAUGACUACAAGACCAAAGCCAUAUAUGUUCAUGGAGGCUACAAGGCUUUCACCGCCAAUAAAUACCGACUUGCAGAUGAUCUCUACAGAUAUGAUGUGAAUACCCAGAAGUGGACCAUUCUUAAGGACAGCCGAUUUUUCCGUUACUUGCAUACAGCUGUGAUAGUGAGUGGAACCAUGUUGGUGUUUGGAGGAAACACACACAAUGACACAUCCAUGAGCCAUGGUGCCAAAUGCUUCUCUUCAGAUUUUAUGGCUUAUGAUAUUGCUUGUGACCGAUGGUCAGUGCUUCCUAGACCUAAUCUCCACCAUGAUGUCAACAGAUUUGGCCAGUCAGCUGUCGUAUACAACAGCAACAUGUAUUUAUUUGGUGGUUUCAAUAGUCUCCUCCUUAGCGACAUCCUGGUCUUCACAUUAGAAAAGUGUGAAUCACAUCAGAAUGAAGCUACUUGUCUAGCAGCAGGACCUGAUAUUCGGUGUGUGUGGGACACAGAGUCAUCUCAGUGUAUCUCUUGGGAGUUGGCAACUGAAACACAAGAAGAAAAGUCAAAAUCAGAAUGUUUAUCCAAAGGACCUAUAGAACGUGACAGAUGUGAGCAGCACACAGAUUGCUACAGCUGUACAUCGAACAGUAAUGACUGCCACUGGUGUAGUGACCAUUGUGUCCCUAUGAACCACAGCUGCACAGAAGGCCAGAUCUCUGUUACCAAUUUUGAGAAUUGCCCCAAGGAUAGCCCCAUGUACUACUGUAACAAGAAGACCAGCUGCAGGAGUUGCGCGUUAGACCAGAACUGCCAGUGGGAGCCCCGCAAUCAGGAGUGCAUCGCCUUGCCUGAAAAUAUCUGUGGCAUUGGCUGGCAUUUGGUUGGAAACUCAUGUUUGAAAAUUACUACUGCCAAGGAGAACUAUGACAAUGCUAAAUUAUCCUGUAGGAACCACAAUGCCUUUUUGGCUUCUCUUACAACCCAGAAGAAGGUAGACUUUGUUCUUAAGCAGCUUCGAUCAAUGCAGUCAUCGCAGAGCCUGUCCAAGCUCACCUUAACCCCAUGGGUUGGUCUUCGGAAGAUCAAUGUGUCCUACUGGUGCUGGGAAGAUAUGUCACCAUUUACAAAUAGUUUGCUGCAGUGGAUGCCAUUGGAGCCCAGUGAUGCUGGAUUCUGUGGAAUCUUAUCAGAACCCAGUUCUCGGGGCCUAAAGGCUGCAACAUGCAUCAACCCACUCAAUGGCAGUGUCUGUGAAAGGCCUGCAAACCACAGUGCCAAGCAGUGCCGGACACCAUGUGCCCUAAGGACUGCUUGUGGAGAGUGCACCAGCGGCAGCUCUGAGUGCAUGUGGUGCAGCAACAUGGGGCAGUGUGUGGAUUCCAAUGCUUACGUGGCUUCCUUCCCUUUCGGCCAGUGUAUGGAGUGGUAUACCAUGAGCACCUGUCCCCCUGAAAAUUGUUCAGGCUAUUGUACCUGCCAUCUCUGUUUGGAGCAGCCAGGCUGUGGCUGGUGUACUGAUCCCAGCAACACUGGCAAAGGGAAAUGCAUAGAGGGAUCCUUUAAAGGGCCCAUGAAGAUUCCUACUCACUCCCCAACAGGAAAUUACUAUCCACAGCCCCAUGUCAAUUCCAGCAUGUGUCUGGAGGACAACAAAUACAACUGGUCUUUCAUUCAAUGUCCAGCUUGCCAGUGUAAUGGCCACAGCAAAUGCAUCAAUCAGAGUAUCUGUGAGAAGUGUGAGAACCUGACCACAGGAAGACACUGUGAGACCUGCGUAUCUGGUUUCCAUGGUGAUCCCACCAAUGGAGGAAAAUGUCAGCCAUGUAAGUGCAAUGGGCAUGCAUCACUGUGUAAUACCAACUCGGGCAAGUGCUUCUGCACCACCAAGGGUGUCAAGGGGGACGAGUGCCAGCUAUGUGAGGUAGAAAAUCGAUACCAGGGAAACCCUCUCAAAGGAACGUGUUAUUAUACUCUUCUUAUUGACUAUCAGUUUACUUUUAGCCUGUCCCAGGAAGAUGAUCGCUAUUAUACAGCUAUCAAUUUUGUGGCUACACCUGAUGAACAAAACAGGGAUUUGGACAUGUUCAUCAAUGCCUCCAAAAACUUCAACCUUAACAUCACUUGGGCUGCCAGUUUUUCAGCUGGAACCCAGGCUGGAGAAGAAAUGCCUGUUGUUUCAAAAACCAACAUUAAGGAAUACAAAGAUAGCUUCUCUAAUGAGAAAUUUGAUUUUCGCAACCACCCAAAUAUCACUUUCUUUGUUUAUGUCAGUAAUUUCACCUGGCCCAUUAAAAUUCAGAUCGCCUUCUCCCAGCAUAGCAAUUUUAUGGACCUGGUACAGUUCUUCGUGACUUUCUUCAGUUGUUUCCUCUCUUUGCUCCUGGUGGCUGCUGUGGUUUGGAAGAUCAAACAAAGUUGUUGGGCUUCCAGGCGUAGAGAGCAACUUCUUCGAGAGAUGCAGCAGAUGGCCAGUCGUCCCUUCGCCUCGGUAAAUGUUGCCUUGGAAACAGAUGAAGAGCCUCCUGAUCUUAUUGGGGGGAGUAUAAAGACUGUUCCCAAACCAAUUGCUCUAGAGCCUUGUUUUGGCAACAAAGCUGCUGUCCUCUCUGUGUUUGUGAGGCUCCCUCGAGGCCUCGGUGGAAUCCCUCCUCCUGGGCAGUCAGGUCUUGCAGUGGCCAGCGCUUUGGUGGACAUUUCUCAGCAGAUGCCAAUAGUGUACAAAGAGAAGUCAGGAGCAAUGAGAAACCGGAAGCAACAGCCCCCUGCGCAGCCUGGGACCUGCAUUUGAUGCCAGGCCUGGACUCUCUCCGUGAGCGAGUGCGGCAGACUGGAGCUGUCUGCAGGGGAGGGAGCAGGCAGGGAAUGUGUUGCUGAGAAAAGACUGGAAACCCUUGAAACACCCAAGUCAUCUGCAUGUUCACAAGCUUUCUUUGAUGGUUUCUCCCAUCUAUGCUCCCACAUUCUAACU
Messenger RNA from Erinaceus europaeus (western European hedgehog), 4524 nucleotides. RefSeq names its product attractin (gene ATRN). Bases 91 to 4344 code for a protein of 1417 amino acids. Gene Ontology annotation, cellular component: Golgi apparatus. NCBI's taxonomy places the organism in Eukaryota, Metazoa, Chordata, Mammalia, Eulipotyphla, Erinaceidae. The transcript is spliced from 29 exons. Gene Ontology annotation, molecular function: protein binding. The record is from RefSeq and is a predicted model, not a curated record.